CGCCUCUCCAGCACUGCUGGUACGGUGCUGGCCAAACAUUUCCGUCUACAGGCUGUCGUCUCUCUUCAUUCGCUCGUUCCAUUGACGCUCAUUUCCGCCAUGUCGCACAAGGUCUCGCGUCGCGAAUCGAACACGCCGAAGGAGAAACCGACGAACGAGUCUCUUUCUUAUAAUUUAGAGGAACAGCUGGAUACGGAUGAGCGUCCCAGCAGCACAAAACACGUUAAAAGCGCCACAUCAAAGGCUAAGGAUGCAGAAACGACUCACGCGUCUUUGACUAAGAUCAACACCGACGUGGAUGUGAACGCGGUACCUGAUCCUAUACCUGACACUGGACUGUCUCUCACGACUUCUCUGCCUGGCACACUCACCGUGUACACUGGUGUUCCUCCUGCGAUUGCUUCAGCAACUCAUACGCCUGGCUUCUCUCCCCUCCCAUCGCUCACUCCCCCGCCCGCGCUCAUUACCUCAGUGGCAUCAACGCCGUACUCGCUAGCACCAUCUCACAACGAUAACGCAGCUUCGGCUGCGUUAGACUCUCAGGGGCCGCAGACGCAGACGCACCCUGCCCGACAACUUUCGGCGGUAAUCAUUGUGCUCAUUGGCAUUGGCUCGGCUUUCUUGCUUCUUCUUGUCUUCGUUCUCUGUAGGAUGUUCAGGAAACGUCGGAGAUGGAGUUAUCCCACGCCAUCUCGCCCAAUCCUGCAAGACCCGUUCGCCGAUCGAGCCACAGAUGGCGAUGAAGAGUCGCUUUUCGGAGGCAAAGAGAGGAUCUCCGGGAGGCCAGGUAGCAAUGGCUUGUGGACUUGGACGCAAUAUCCACAUCCGUCUCUGGAGAAAUCUCAGGUGAUUCAUGCUAUCAAUGAACAUGCAAGCAAUGGUAGCACUCGCAGGCUUGUUGAAGAGGCUCAGCAACUUUCAUCCUGUUACGAGGAAAAACAUUCGACUACUGCUGUUAGUCACCGACUCUCCCGUGCUGACACCACACUCCCUCCGCCUGUACAGCAAACCUUGGGUCGGGCCGCGAAGCGGGUUUCCGCCGUUUCCGCGUCUAUCUAUCCUGGGUCACCUCAGUCUACUCUCGACACAUCUGCAAUCGGCCUGGCUAUUGGAAGCGCGUCACCGUUCACAGCAGACGGUACUCCUCUUCUGCAACGCAAUGCAUCGAAAGCUUCGAACCGGCGUAUGUCCAGGAGUAGGCGAAGUGUGCGUUAUAGUCUUCACGAGAAUGUCAAUGCAAGCGUCCCGGCGGAUGCCUACGAUGGUGUUCAAGCAUCAUCUCGGAACCCGUCGCCGGGCGUGGUCCACAGGAAGUCAAGUUCUCUCCAGGGUCGCGCACGGGUGAAAGCUCCUUAUGCUCCUGGUUCAGUCUUGCGUGCAUCUUCCACAGUCGCGGCCUUUGCUGCCGCUCAGUCGAAUCCUUUCGAUGACUCGCAAUAUGUCUUGCCGCCCUUGUCUCCUGCGUUGAAGACGGAAGCCACCAGAGAGCGGGACACUAAGGCUUUGACGUCUGCCCUCGGCUUAGCAAGUCCACCUCCUCUAUCACCCCAGCCUACCCUAUACCCUGACGACUCUAUCACGCUGGCUGGAGACCGCCGUAACAAACGUAACACGCGUCCGCAAAGUCAGCUACUCAGCCCGAGCACAGAAGCAAGUGCGCGACUUGGAAACUUGAUGUUGGCCGAGUUCUCCAGCAUGGCAUCGUUGCCUUCAACGCGUACCAUCGCAGGCACUGGUGAAUCUACCCUAACGCGGAACAGGAGCAGGAAGAGGACCGAUGAUAAGCCUCCGCGCGUACCGUCCCCUCCACCGAUGCCUUCCUUGGCACAAAUGGCCCUGGCGCACACGAAUCCGGAUGACUUUGCCGAUUAUAGAAGUCCGACCUACAGUAUCUAUGGACUGUAUGAAACUGAUAGAAAGAGUCGCGCUCCCGGUGAAGGCGGCUAUUGAAAUUUGCAUAGAAUAUCUCGUUUGUCUUCACGAUUGGAUUUGUAUUACUGCCCGAACUCAUGUUGUACCCCUAGUCAUCUGCAUCUGUAUCGUACGCACUGGAAUAGAUGUGAUCAGGAG
Molecule: messenger RNA, 2070 nt
Organism: Laetiporus sulphureus 93-53
Lineage: Eukaryota; Fungi; Basidiomycota; Agaricomycetes; Polyporales; Laetiporaceae
Exons: 1
Coding region: 100-1950 (616 amino acids)
Source: RefSeq, a predicted model, not a curated record